CCGAGGAGUACGGCAUACGGUUGAAAGAGCCGGUAAGGAGCAGACUUUAUAAACUCUUCACCUGCAAGGCCGAUCGGAUUGGACAAUGAAAGCACCACUCUCCAAUAGUUGGACCUCCCACGGUGUUGGCCGUACUCGUUCUUCGGGCGACAGUGAGUGGUAUGAAGUCGAGGGAAUUACCGGCGAAAGGGGCCGCAAAUACCGUGUUAAGUGGAAGGGGACUGAUCCAAAGACCGGAAAGCCAUGGCCACAACAGUGGGUCGUCAAAUCCGAGGUUACUAGCGAUGCCGUACUAGAAUGGAAGGAAAGGAGAAGGAGGAAGGCGAAGCGAAGAAAGAAUGGCCCCAGGAGUUCUCUCAAGGGUCAUGAUCAAAAGCUGUUUCGGAAGGAAGCCACUCACGUGACCCCACAGCAGAGUACCUCUGACACUCCCGUCCUCUCUGACGAUGACGACGAUCACGCAGCGGACGGAAGAGCGAAACGCGCUCGGCUCUCAGCCACACCCCCGGCCUCUGAAAAUCGCGUCGAACUUGAUUCUAUUACUCAAACUUCGGACUACAGGCCUACACAAUCGUUCGCGCGGUCCUCGCAAGAUCCUUCAUCGCCGUUUCCCCGCAGACUCCUCCGCGAGAGCUCCAUCCCGUUCUCCCACCCAUCAGUCUGUACUACAAGCGUACCGGCUGCCUCGAAUCCGCCACCGCGGCGCAAGUCGUUCUCUGUUCUCAUCGAGCGGCCGCAAGGGUUCGACCCCACCCAGUACUAUCGCCUGUCGUGUACCGACCUUGUUCCUUCCACACAGACGGACUCUUCCAACCCAAGCACGCCGUUCACAGCGGAAGCUACCCAGAGGAGCGUAGUCAUCCCUGAUUCCCAGGACUUCUACGACCAGCCGGACUUUUCUACCUUUAUUACUUCAUCACAGGAGAUCGUAUCGCAGGAGAAGCAGGGGGCGGUGACCUUUACUUCUGUGAUUGAGGUUCCGAGUGAUUGGGAAUCGUCCCUGGAUGAACUUGUAGGUGAGCACGCACAGAACGUCUCCGAUUCGGUUCAGCCGCAGGGUCCAGCGGAGCCGCCAACGUCGUCCGAGCCGCCACCCGCGUUACUACAGACAACAACCAACUCGGCCUUUGAGAACCACACCCCACUCGCCGAAGCUACGUUCCGGACACCACCGCCGCUGGAGCCAGAGACUACUCACGCUCUCGACACACAGGACGAGAAGCUUGAGGCAUCACAGGAGGCGCAGCGAAUAGCGAAUCUAGAGCUAGAUCUACCUCUAGGUGGGCUGUCGCAGUGUUCACUGGGUGACGAUAGCUUUGAUCUCGACCUGCCGCAAGGCUUAGAUCUAUCAUAUCCUUCCUGGGACAAGGGACCGGUUGCAGUGGGCACUUCCGGGGGAGAGGUUUCAAAGGAAGCAUAUCAGGAGGUCACGGGACUACGGAUCACUGGUGUUGAAGAGUCGCCGUACUCGCAGGAGAAGCUGAAUCUUUCUUCUGAGGAACCAAAGGACCCCCAGCAUCAGGCUUCUCCACGACGCACGACGACAUCGCCGGUCCCGAAAACAAAAUCUAGGAGGAGGCAACUGCUUGGAGAGGCAUCUUUCCAAGACUGGUUCCGAAUCGAAAGAAACCGUCAACGCGGAUUCUCAGAACCACCAACAGCCGUGGCUCAAUCACAGCAGACCGAAGGGUUUGACUUCCCGCUCGACGCGUACUCAGAAUUCACCGAUCAAGACUUCCCAUUGCCUCUCACACACUCCGCAAGAAUGUUACCAGCACCGGACCCGCAAAUGGCGCGCAAAUGGAGCUCGUUGCGUGAAAUGCUGGCUGCAAAACGGAAAGAAAGGGACGAAGACAUGGUGCGCAGAAGGGCUAGUGGUGGCAGAGAUCACUCUGCUGGUGCACCGGCAAUUCCAAGAGGGUCCGCGACAAUAAACACCCAAAAAUCGACUUCUGCUGCGCGAAUAAAAGCGGUCAAACAGGAGAUGAAAACGGAACCCAGAUCAACCCAAUCGCAGUUCCAUGCACCACACCUCGGACCGGCGGAAUACGCGAUCCCUCUACCCUUAGGCACCACGGCACCUACGCCCGAUGGUAUCAGCCAAAAGUCACUCUAUGUACGUGAAAUCGUCAACAAGUAUGCGGAAAUCGAGGCAUACCUCGAGCAUCGAGGAGAUGAUGCAAAGAAUGUUGCUUUCGACGUAGCCAAACGCUGUGCGAGGAUUGCCACUCAUCCCCACAUUGUCUACCCGAUUCCACUCGAUAGUGAGGACACGAAGAAGGGGGCAGAUUUCCUCGCUGUCAUGAGUGCCAAAUUCCGUUUCCUCAUGGAUCUUUUCGCCGUCAUCCUUGACGAAACCAUCAAGGUUGGGAUCGUGGCGGAGGCUCCAGAUAUGAUCGAUAUGCUGGAGGUUUUCUUUCGCGGCCUAAAGAUCUCCCACAAGCGGUUGGACCGGCUCAGUAGUCAUAAACCACUACCAGAUAAUGAGAUCAAGGGGUGUAUACAAGUGUACUUGAUCCCUUCGUCUCGUGGGAGCGGUAUAGUCGGGACUACGUGCCACAUGCUGAUCGCAAUGGACGCUACAUUCGACCCUCUCGCCAAAGAAGUGACACAAAUUCGCCAGGACCUGUAUGAUCCUAAGAAGCUCGCACCUGUCCUCCGUCUAAUCACCGUCAACACCAUCGAGCACGCCAUGUUGUGUAUCCCCCCUGAUCCAGCCCUAUUCGUGUAUGGCAGCGUCGAGGCUAUCAAGCUUCUUAGACACGAAGCUGGUAUGGUGGAUCCUACCUAUGCGGCUGCGAUUGGUGAUGCUCCUGCAAAGGCGGCAGCGUGGAUCAAAGGGAAAUGGCAGGGCGAGUUUGGAAUUCCUCCAUUACCGGAGCUUCCACUGUACGAUACCGUCGCACUUACUCAGACGCAGACGCAGCAAGGAGGGGAUGAGCAUGGUGAUAAACGGAAGCGAAAGGAUUCGCCCUCGCAGAUACAGGAUAUUAGUGAGUCCGAGCUCAAGAAGAGGAAGCUUCAGUUAUCACCUGCAGGCGUGGGGGAUGUCACACAUGUUAGCAAUACGAUGCCGAGUCAGAGUCCGAGUCAGAGUCAGAGUCAGGACUAUGCGACCCGUCCAGGUGCUCCCGGCCGCCAAGUGGACGACGGAGGAGAGGAGCCCAUGAUCAUUGACGAUAGCGAGACGGAGAGUGAACCGGAGCCAGAACUGGCGUACAAGAAAUAUGCGAGGCCUGUGCAGCCCAUCGGGGGUGAUACGCCUUUCGAACAGAUGACCCAAGAGGAAUUGAUCGAAGAGAUCAAGACAAAAACUGUCGACCUGAAGAGUUGGAUGGACUGUCAAAACCGCCUGCAAACCAACUGGGAAGAGCAACGCGAAACGAUCCGCAAGUUGAAGCUCCAGGCAACCGAGAGCGAACAUGCGCACGAGCGAGAACUCAAGCAGAUCAAGACCAAGCUUGAGCGAGCCCUUGCCGACAUCGACAAGUACAAAGCCCAGAUUCAAGGCCUCGAAGACCAACUAUCGCAAACCGACGCGCUCCUUCUGAGGGACUCACCUCUCGCGCACAAUAUGCUCGUCGCUAACGUCGACCUCACCAAGCAAGUCGCCCACCUCACGCGCAAGCUUGAAAGCACCGAGCGGGUCGCCGCCUUCGCGGGCGAGCAAUACCAGGCCGCCUCCAAUGCGUCCUUCGAAAUGCGCAACGAAGUCAAGGCGCUCGAAGAAGCGAACGUCGACCUCCAGCGCCGCGCGGACGAUAAUGUCGUCAAGGUCCGUGAGGCAUUUCGUGAUACCCAAGUGCACGACCGCGAUAGACGGAUCCAGGAGUUGCGGACCCAGCUUACGCAGCGCGAUAUCGAGAUCAAGCGCCUGCAGGAGAAGGUCAAAGAUGCCGAAACGCCACAGCCGAAGCGCGGUGUGCCCAGACGAGUUGCUGGUGCUGGUGCGAGUCCCGCUGGGAGCAGGAGCAGUAGUCCGAGUGUUAGGAAAUAACACCUAGACCGUGUCGUGCUGGCCACUCUACUUACAUGGGGGGAGUUGGGGGGUUUUUUUUUGCGUGAUUUUGAAAUGCUUCUUCGACCUACCAUAACUCUUUAGUUUCUUUACAUCUUUCCUAUCUUUUACUUCUUGGGGUUUGGGCGUGUCGGUCUUGGUUUUUUCUUGUGCUUUCUGUUUCAUUGAUUUUUCACGCGGGUGUCAUGGUUGUCCUGUACAUAGAAUGGUCUAGCUGAAGCCUGACCUGGCCAUACCUAUCGGCUGUUCCUGUCAAUCUGAAUUCUGCACCACGUGGUGUCACUCAUAUACAGC
Messenger RNA from Tricharina praecox, 4312 nucleotides. RefSeq lists its product as uncharacterized. The coding region runs from base 86 to 3997 and encodes 1303 amino acids. The record is from RefSeq and is a predicted model, not a curated record. The transcript has 7 exons. Gene Ontology annotation, cellular component: HDA1 complex. Lineage: Eukaryota; Fungi; Ascomycota; Pezizomycetes; Pezizales; Pyronemataceae.